AUGCAAGAUAAUCUGAUUGAUCUUCUCAGUCAUGACAAUAUUAUCAUGGAUGCUUCUCUAUGGACCUUUACAGGUGGAAGCUUGAGCACAGUUGAAACAUUGGCAUCAACUGCUAUUUGUGGAAUUAUCCACUCAAUAUUUGGUGGUCAACCUUUGUUAAUUGUAGGAUUUGCUGAACCAACUUGUCUCAUGUACACCUAUCUAUACAAUUUUUGUGCAAAAACACCAGAGUUAGGUGCUCAGCUUUUCUUGGCUUGGGCUGCUUGGUUUACUAGGAUUGCAGAAGAAUUAUUUGGCAUGCUAAUUACUGUGCUUUUCUUUCAACAGGCUGUAGAGGGACUCCUAACUGAGUUCAAGACACCAAAGGCUGCAGAUCCCUUGUUAGAGGAAUAUCAAUUUCAUUGGCGCAAGAAAAUGGUGAUACGGAACAGGGGGCAUACGAGCCUUGGCAAAGUUCCACCUACUGUUCCUAGAAGGUUGUUUUGUCCACUUCCUUGGGAUCCUGCAUCUUUCUACCAUUGGACAGUAAUGAAGGAUAUGGUAAAUGUACCAUUGUUGUAUAUCUACGGAGCAUUUAUUCCGGCAAUGAUGAUAGCAGGUUUAUACUUUUUUUAUCAUAGUGUAGCUUCCAAGAUGGCUCAACAGAAGGAGUUCAACCUUCAAAAACCAUCUGCAUACCACUAUGAUGUUUUUCUCCUUGGAAUAAUGACUUUGAUUUGUGGUCUUCUCGGUCUUCCUCCAUCAAAUGGAGUCCUUCCUCAGUCUCCUAUGCAUACAAAGAGUUUAGCAAUUCUUCGGAGGCAGAUGAUUCGAAAGAAGGUGGUGAAAGGUGCCAAGGAAUGCAUUAGGCACCAAGGGACGAACGCUGAAUUAUACGGAACGAUGCGCUCUGUUUUCAUAGAAAUGGAUGCAGUGCCCACGGCUAGAGAGUUGGAGAAUUUGAAGGAUGCUGUAAUGAAUACUAAUCCUGGUACAAAGGAAAAGUUUGAUCCUGUAAAACAUAUAGAUGCGUAUUUGCCUGUUCGAGUUAACGAGCAAAGAUUGAGCAACUUAUUGCAAUCUGUCUUUGUUGCCUUAUUACUAUUAGCUACAUCUCUUAUCAAAAGGAUACCUACCUCAGUUCUUUGGGGAUAUUUUGCUUACAUGGCAAUUGAUAGUCUUCCAGGGAAUCAAUUUUUUGAGAGAAUUUUGCUUCUUUUCAUCACCCCGAAAAGGCAGUACAAAGUUUUGGAAGGCACUCAUUCGUCGUUUGUGGAGUCAGUACCAUUCAAGACAAUAGCUGGAUUUACAGCUUUACAGCUUCUAUACUUUUUUCUGUGCUAUGGUUUAACAUGGAUACCUAUUGGUGGAAUAUUGUUUCCAGUACCUUUCUUCCUUCUCAUAAUGCUAAGAGAGAAACUGCUUCCAAGAUUAUUCAAGGCAAGCCAUCUUCAGGAGUUAGAUGCUUUUGUUAAACAUCGUCCGGCCAAAUAUUCUUUUUGUAUAAAACAAGAUGAUUGGGAUAAAUUUGUAGCCCAACAUAUGACUGCAAAGUUUCAGUUAGUGAUGAGAAUCGAGAAAGUAGCUGAGAGUCGACUACCUAGUGAUAAAGGUUCUUGCAACCCUGGAUCAUUUGGCAACAUUCCCGAGGUAAUUGGUUCUUGCAACCCUGGAUCAUUUGGCAACAUUCUAUGA
Vicia faba (fava bean) is the source of this 1674-nucleotide messenger RNA. The record is from the annotation of a GenBank genome assembly. Lineage: Eukaryota; Viridiplantae; Streptophyta; Magnoliopsida; Fabales; Fabaceae.